Molecule: messenger RNA, 2368 nt
Organism: Eriocheir sinensis (Chinese mitten crab)
Lineage: Eukaryota; Metazoa; Arthropoda; Malacostraca; Decapoda; Varunidae
Exons: 6
Coding region: 231-1409 (392 amino acids)
Source: RefSeq, a predicted model, not a curated record
UGCGUGUUAGUGUGCGUGUGUGCAUCUUGAGAGGAGAAGCUACCCCACACACGAACACACACACACGCACACACACGAACAAAGUAAACAAGAUAAUACGAGAAAAUUACUUAAAACGGAAAAAAAAAAAACUUACACAGCUUAUACGUUUAAAUGCACACAUGUAGACGUAAAAAAAAAAUCACACACACACACACACACACACACACACACACACACACAGUCCUGACAUGGUGGCCACAGUCUCGCCUCUCUCACCACUGUCCCCGCCUCCAGUACUUACGGCAGCGCCUCCUCUCUUUCUGCUGCUGAGGACCAUUGCUGCGUGUCAGGUUGCUGAGAGUGUCGCCCCGUUGAUGAGAGUGGAGGAAGGCUUGACGGAAGGGUGGCAAUCGUUGGAAGAAAGGUGGCGAGGAGGAACCGACAGGGAGAGUAAAACAGAGGAGGGAGAAGAAGGGAACGACGUACUGAUGGGAAAGAGGAUGGAAACGAAGGCUGAGAUGAUGAGGGAGGAGAAGAGAGGUAAACUGCAGAGAAACGAGCAUGGAAGUGAGAGGGAACGAAGCACGGGAAACCUAAACAAAGCAGUGACUCAAGCGGGGAAAGAAAACGGAGGCAGGGACGAGAAUCAGUCGAGAAACGAACGAGAAGAGAAGGAAGAAAACGAGAGGAGAGACGCAGACCACGAUACUAACCUUGAUGAAGUGAGUUACGGGGCGGAGGAAGAGGCGGAGGAGGAAUCGAACUCUGGUCUUAUACUCUUCAGCGCCUUCCACAGGAGAACCAAGAGGGAGGUGCGGCGGAGCGGGGACGCGGGGCAGUGCGGGGCAGGAGGAAGGGGUCACAUCUACCCCAACAUCACCUCAGCAGUCGUCCUACGCAGAAAUGGGGGCGCGUUGCUACACCCGGGCAACGGCGGUGACUUCGGCAAGUGGGGCAAGUACGAGAUGUGUGAACGCGGAACCUACGCAUACGCCUUCCAGCUCAGGGUGGAGGAGCCGCUGGGCAUCAUAUGGGACGACACGGCUCUUAACAGCGUGCGUCUGUACUGCCGGGCCCCCACGAGUCAGGCUUCGGCGGGGAGCGUCACUUCGGGGUACUGCUGGGGUGCCUGGGGAGAGCCAAGGGCGUGUGAACCCGGCGCCUUUCUAUGGGGGUUGCGGCUGUGGGUGGAGGAGCCUCAGGGGCCGCUGGACGACGUGGGCGCCACCGACCUGGACAUGGUGUGUCAGGACGGCAGCGCGCUCAACGGGGGCGGCGUGUGUUGGGGGCAGGACAGCGAGUGGCUCACCUGCCCCCACGGCUACGUGAUCUGCGGCCUCCGGACCCGCGUGGAGAGCAACGCCGGGGUGAUGGGGGACAACACGGCCCUUAACGACCUCAUGAUGAUGUGCUGCGAGCUGCACUGACACACACACACACACACACACACACACACACACACACACACACACACACACACACACACACACAUGAUAAAUGAAAACGAAGAACAAAGAAAACAAAUAAUAAUUCUAUGGCAGCUUGUCUCAGGACCUCGUUUUAACCUCAGGAAAAGAAAAGGAAACUGGUGGCAGGAAUAGACGAACGAGUUGAUGAACAGAUUAACGGGAAUAUAACACAGACGUGUCAGCCUAGAGCGAGGACACACUUGGCCCCAAACAUUGUCCGAAACAUUGCCCCGAACACGUUACUAACAUAGCAGAAACAUGUUUCUGAAUAAGCCACGCCAACAUUUUCAAAGCAAUAAUUGAUGACAUUGGUCGAGGCAAACACUCUAAGUCUACAUACACCAAGUCAAGUCAUACGCAGGUUUGUGGGAGGAGACACGGCCGAAGCGUUGUUUAUGCGUGACACUGCUUGGAGCCAAACUAGGGAAUGUAGAAACAGGGAUUUAGAGAAAACGAGUAAAGGCGGACUAAUUUAAAUCAAUCACUUCAACAUGUCCUCCUUCACACCACAGACCGCCGUUUGUAGUCAUUGAAAUUACAGUCACGCAAUAUCACAAUAAAAAGACAUUUUUUUGUCAGUGGCUUGCCUGAACGCGCUGUGAAAGAAGGCGAGAAUGUACAUCCAGAGUGCACAUACGGCCCCAACUUUAGUUACCCUUGAACUGGCGUGUAUUUUUUUUUUUUUUUUUUUUGGCUCCAAGAGACGUCAUCCCGCUGCUCCGCCCCAAAACCGCCUCCUGCGCGUACCGGUCGCAGUUUUGAAGCAGAGUGACUUGACUUGGUAUAUAUAGACUUAGGCAAACACUAUAACACAAAUCCUUACCCGCCAGCGUUGUGAUGAGCGCUGCUACAGACACGUGUCCGCGUGGAGGGUAAGUCGGCAGUGAACAUGUUAUAAUGUUUUCCCCGAACAACGC